Molecule: messenger RNA, 1668 nt
Organism: Morus notabilis
Lineage: Eukaryota; Viridiplantae; Streptophyta; Magnoliopsida; Rosales; Moraceae
Product: protein JINGUBANG
Exons: 2
Coding region: 159-1535 (458 amino acids)
Molecular function (GO): protein binding
Source: RefSeq, a predicted model, not a curated record
UUAAACCGCGUCAUUUGUGACCUCAUAACCCUUUGCCAAAAAUUUUCAACAUUUAUAUGCUUUUGUAACCAAAAUAUCUUCUCUAUAUAGACCAAACCAAAUUUCCGACCUUUCCCAGUUCUGCGUUCGGUUUCUCUUUCACCUCUUCAAACAAUAGCAUGGGAUUUCUUCCAUGUCGUUUACUAUGUCAUGAUCAGUCCUCACACAAAUUUAAAAAAUCUGAUAAAUACUCUCUUAAUUCCAACAACAAUAAUAGUAAUCACCAGCUUCACUCAGAAUCGUCAGUUUCAUCCAUUUCUUCCCAGCCAAGUCUGCCUUCAGUCCCUUCUCUAGAGAUUAGUAUCCAACAACAGCAACACAACUUAAGCCGCAACUUAAGCCGUCACCAAUACGACGUCGUCGCCACCCUCAAAGCUCACUCCUCCUACAUCUCCUCCCUCGUCCUCGCCGGAAAAUUCCUCUACAGCGCCUCCUCCGACGGCACGGUCCGCUUGUGGGCCCGGGACUACGUACCUAAUUCUCUAACAACCCCAUAUCAAUCGGGCAAUAAUUUGGUCGUUACCACCAAUAGCGCCGUGAAAUCCCUCGUCGUUUGUGGCGAUAAGCUCUUCACCGCCCACCAAGACCACAAGAACCGCGUCUGGAAAAUCGAAAACGACAACGACGACGACGACGACGACAACAACAACGACAACAUUUACAAAUGUGUAGCGACUCUUCCCACUUUCAACGAUCGUUUCCUCACUUUAUUCUCGGCCAAGAACUACGUCACGGUCCGUCGCCACAAGAAGAGCACGUGGGUGCACCACAACGACGCCGUUUCGGGCCUGGCAGUUUCCGACGACGGCUCUCUUCUCUACUCGGCUUCGUGGGACCGUACGUUUAAGGUUUGGAGAGUGUCGGACUUCAAGUGUUUGGAGUCGGUGAGCAACGCCCACGACGACGCCGUCAACACCAUCGCAUUGUCCAGCGACGGACACGUGUACACAGGGUCGGCGGACAAGAAGAUCAAGGCGUGGUUUAAGCCCCGGGGCGAAAAACGACAUGUUCUUGUGGCCACCUUGGAGAAGCACCGGUCGGCGGUGAAUGCCUUGGCUGUUAGUGGUGACGGGAAGGUUUUGUACUCGGGCGCUUGUGAUAGGUCGAUUCUGGUUUGGGAGAGGGAAUAUCAUGGUUGUGGCUGUGGGGGUGUAGAUUGUAAUAGUUGUAGUGGUGGAGGGCAAAAUGGGAAUUAUAUGGUGGUUGUGGGUGCGCUACGAGGGCACAACAAGGCCAUACUUUGCUUGGCUGUGGUGUCGGAUUUGGUGUGUAGUGGGUCGGCGGAUUGUAGUGUGAGAGUUUGGAGGAGAGGGAUUGACAAGAGUUAUGCCUGUUUGGCUGUUUUGGAAGGGCAUAGACGGCCGGUCAAAUGUUUGACUUUGGCACUUAAUGGUAGUUGUAAAAGUAGUGAAAAUGGUGGCUCUGAUCUGGGAAGUUCUUAUUUGGUCUAUAGUGGAAGUUUGGAUUGUGAAAUUAAGGUAUACCGCGCGCCAUAGUAAUAUGUGUGAAUAUUUGAAUUUUAUAGAGAAAAAAAUGGGGAUGGAUUUCGGAGUCCUGAAUUCCUAAUUGCGUUGAACAUAUGAAUGAAUGCAAAGUUUGGCACAACAUUCAAACAUUUGACACAAUAUU